CAAAUUAUUUCUCUUUUGAAAAGUACCGUUUAAAGUGAUAAGUACCGAGACACUUCAGCUCUCUACCAGUCGGUCUACGUCUACUGUUUUAUGAAGUAAGAUUGGAAAGUAAUUUUCAUUAAGUAACACAGCAGGUUUCUUUAAUUUCUUCAUUUUCUCCCGCUGCAUGACACUCAUUUUUCAUAAGAAAGCCAGUUAUAAGAAGCCUCUUUCCUGUUAAUCGUAUAUCUCUGUCAACACGGAUCGAAAAGAAAAUUUCUCCUUUUUCCUCAGCGUUUCAUUUUCGAUAAUGUUUUCACAUAUUUAUACAGGCAAAUCAUUCCUAAAAUUUAUUAUUUCAAAAUAUGGAAUCCGUAGUUAUUUCGAAUCUGUGGUAUCUUGACAUAUCGCUCGUACAAAUCUUCGCCUAUCAAGGAAAAGCAAGCAAGUUUUGUCUCACUUCGAUUUGCAAUGUAUAACGAAAUGACGAUGACUCUAAGAAUAAGAUCCAUCAAUGCAACUACUGGAAAAUUCACUUGCAUGUUCUGCAGCCUGAGUUUUAAUCAAAACAGCCCUUACCAUGGAAUAACACUUGAAACACAGUGUAAGCCAAGAUAUGCUGAAGCGCUCAACAUAGAUAUGCUGACAAUUUACAUAGAGACAGAAAAGCACAGGAUGCCAGCCAUUCUGCUGUGUCUAUUGUUGCAGCGACCUUGAAAACGUUUGUAUUAUAUGAAGAUUGAUUGUAUACCAUCUUAAGCUAAAUGAAGAGUUGAAGAAGUGACUACAUCCAUGCUACAACACAUUAACCCAUAGGCGUAAACUCAGGGGGGGGGCUCUGGGGCUUCAGCCCCUCCUGACGAAAACCCUGGAAAAUAAGGAAAUGCUUUACCAAUUUUUAGAUUAGUUUGUUAUAUUAUUGGUUUGACGCAUAAGAUUUGUUGCAUUAGAUAAUUGCGUUAAUGAAAAAUUCAAGGAAAAAUCGCCUUCAAGCCCUUAGCUAAUCCACUUUCUAUCCUGUGACAUCAGCAGCUGCCAUUAGGAAUUGUCAUAAUGAGCCCCCCUGAAAAAAAUGCAAGUCUACGCCUAUGCAUUAACCAAUGUAUCAAGAGCAAUUAUGAAUUUUUUGGAUAGGCAAUUUACUGCCUAGAUGAGACUGGAAACCGAAUCAAAACUAUCGUUAGUUUAUUGCUAACUUUAUGAAAAGCCUGUACAGUUUGCAAAAUCUUUUGAAACGUGUUGAGUUGAUAAAAGAGAAUAAGGAAAUAAAAGCAAUGAAAAUAAUAAGACGGUUUUAGGAUCAUAGCUUAUAUUUUCUAUAGAUCCUCAUCUUGAUAUAAUUAUAUAAAAGCGGCAGAAAGAUGCAUUGGUACUUCAACUCAAUUACCAUAGUAAUGUACAGCGCAAUGAUCAUGCCCCCUAUUUAGUUGAUCAAUGUGGAUUAGUUGGGCUUGGAUGGCCAGAUUCUUCUUUCCGAGCAUCUUCUAAAUCUUUAAGCUCAAGAUUGGCUGCCUUACACUACGUAAUGACAAACCAAUCAAACUUCCUUCAUAUAGAACAUAUUUUUACAAAAUUGCAAUGUCCUUCAUAUUCAAAUUUCAAUAUUUUUUCUGAAUAUGCUGAUUAACACGUCUGUUAACUGCACGUUCUCUUUAAUUUCAUACUUUUUAAAACAAACAAGUUAAAAAAAAUAUUGCAAAUGAAGAAAAAGGCGUAAGAUUUUCAGCGUUCCUUGUAAGACUUUAAAAUCACAAAAAUUUUGUAAGACUUAGCAUAAAGCGUAAGACUUAACCAACAGUGGUGUCCAGUGGCAUGCAAAAUCUAGCAACAAGAAAUGUGGCUCGAUAGCUCUUUUUGAGACUUUUCCAUCCCAGGGAUAACUUCAGUAGGCUGAGGGCAGGAGUGUGUCAUUUUAAAAUAUGAAAACAUGCCCUAAAAUUUAUAAGUUUUCCAAAAACCCUACCCCAAAAUUUAGAUACAAUAUGGAAUGUAUUCCCUUAAAUUUAUUUCAAUGCAAAAAUCCAACAACACAAUCAAGUAAAUCAAAACAUAUUACAUUUCUUUUAAAAACGAUUCCCCACAAUUUAAGGUCAUGCUAAAAUUCAAUGCCAAAAUUUAUGACCAUGUUUGAUUUUACCAAAAUACCCCAGAAAAUGGCACAUCCCUUACCACCGUGGAAGUUACCUCUCUCCCGGGUUUUCCAUAUAUCCAUCAGCCUAAAAGCUUUUUUCGUGUUCUAUAUUUAUUAAAUAAAUCAGAUGAUCACCCAAGUCUCAGCCGGGACAGAGACGGAUUUAAGUAACAACGAUUGGGGGGUAUAUUAGACACUAAUUGGAUUUUGAUCCCACACCCUUCGGGUCAUUGCUGGAUGAUGGAAACGCCCACUGGAAACAAAUUUAACAUUCGGUUUUUAACUUAAAAGUAAAGAAGGUAAGAAAGCGUUACUUUGUUCCUACUGACUACCAAAAAAUUAUAAAUUUACCGAAGGAAACAGAAAUAUUGGGGGGGGGUGUCGCACACCCUAUAUCCCCCGCAAAAUCUGUCCCUGUUGCAGGAUCAAGGCUAUCGAUCGGCAAAGCUGAGAGAUUCUUGGUAAAAGUGGGGGGCUUGGAAAGCGGUGAAAGUCUUAUCUCAUUCUGUAUUAAACAUCAAAAAUUGGAUGGUACCACUCAACCAUGUGGCAGUGGUCCUAGAGUUUGAUUGACUGGUAGGUUAUCACGUGACGUGAAGGCAUGCGCGUAGUUGUUGUUUGUCCAAAAGCUUUGUGGUUGCGGUUGCUUGAUGGCAAAUAUGGCGGUGUUUUGAAGCUUUUUUGAGAAAUAACUCGACUUUAGAACAAAUAGCAAACUUUUUUCUUUAAUAAAUUUCCAGAUUGUUGUUUAAUUUCACUUUUUCUUUGGACAAAUGGAUGCAGAAAUGCCCAAAAGUGUGGAUGUACCGAUGCAAGUGGAUGACCCGCCUAUAGACAAAAUGGAGGAUGGUGUUGUCGUUGUUGUUGGAAGCGGGGCAAUUGAAUGUGAAGUUGAGAAGGAUAAAGCCAGCGAAGUGAGGAUACAAGCUCAAGGAUCACAAGACGAUGGUUAUGAGCAGGAAGAACACGUUUUGGACGAAAACAUCGAGUUGAUAAAAGUUGCUUUAGCGGCAGAGCAUGGAGCGGAGCAAACGAUUAAGGCCGAAAAGGACAAUGGCGCCAUCAACAGCGAAGGCCUACAGCAGUCGGAUAUACUGUCCAGUGCGAGUGUUGUUAAAAGUAGUCAAACGGUAGCUCAGGUACCCGGGGAUUUAAGUGGGGAGAUUUCAAAAAAGAACAGUACAAUUUAUGUUGAAAAUUCUUCGGCAUAUGGAGCUAAAGUUGUUGAACAUGGGACCGAAACAGAAGAACAAAGAGACGUCGCCAUUGAUGAAGCCAUUACCGAUGAAGAUGCUAUCGGCGCUUUACAGGAUGAGACUGAUUUAACCAAAUUUACAGAAACAAGGCAAGUAAGGGCAGAGAAUGUCACUGAUGCUACUGACAAACCAAGUUUUGACAUUGUUGUGCUUCCAACUGCUGAUGAAAUUACAAAGAAGGAAUUUGAAGAAGAUGAAAUGGAAAGUGAAGCAGAUAGCAAUCUUGCAUCUAUGAGACUUGCCAAUUACGCUUGUGAAGAAUGUGGCAAGAGGUUUACACACGUUUCCAGCAAAAAGCGACACAUGCUGAAGCACAAGGAAGGUGAUUCUCCCAUUGUUUAUCAAUGCUUGGCCUGCUCAAAGACAUUUCAAUAUAAUUCAAGCUUAAAGAGACACCUUAAACUGCAUUCUGAAGAAACAACAGGAAAAGCCUACACAUGUACAGAGUGCACAAAAGCCUUCAUGUAUGCAACAAGUUUAAAGAGGCAUUUGAAGACCCAUUCAGGUAAAGAAAUUUACCCAUGUUCCCAUUGCCAACGUUGUUUUGAAUAUGUUUCAAGCUUGAAACGACAUGAAAAGCUUCAUACAGUAGGAAAAGGCUUCAGAUGUGAAGUCUGCUCAAAAGCAUUUGGAUACCUUUCCAGCUUAACAAGACAUCAGCGAGUUCAUCAGAAAUCUCUCACUUGUGAAAAAUGCAACAAAGACUUUAGACUUUAUAAGAGUUAUGUAAAGCAUCUAGAAGAGCAUGGGGAGAUUCUAGGAGAGGAUGUUAUAGCUGCUAUGCAGGUAGAGGAUACAGGAGAUGAAGAAGAAGAGGAUGUAAAACAGGAAUUUCAAUCAGGAGAUGAAGUUGAGAUCAAAUGCAAAGCAGAUCACAAUGAUGCUGAAGGUCAAAUUGCAGAAAACUCUGUUAGUGCAGAUAUGGUGGUUGAUAAUAUUCCUCCAUCAAGUGAAAAUAGCCAACUUGAUGCCAUUCAAGGAGACAUUAUUGACUUACAGUCAGCUGAAAACCAUCCAUUUGUCAAAUUUGUUGUUUCCCAGAAUACUGUUACUCUGGAACAUCUUCAAUCACUUCAAGCAAGUCAUGCUGCUGCCAUUAGUACAGAAGGCACAGCAAAUCAAGAUGCUGUCACUUAUGCAGUUGUUCAGGCAGCAGAUGGCAGUUCUGUAUUAGGUGAAAAUUGCAUGGCUGCAAACAGUAUACAAGACUUGGCAGACAAUCAGGUAGGCGGUAUUGUCUUAGUGGAGUUAGACCAAAACAAUAAAGUUACUGAAAGACAUAUGGAGGGACUGCAGGCUGCAAAUCUUUUGCAGUUGUUACAGGCUGUUGAAGGAUUUGCUGUUGAGGCCAAUGUGCAGCCAGAAAAAGGAGCUGAACAACUUCCAGGUGCUGAGAAUGAGGUUGCUUUAAAGACAGAAUCUGAAGCAGACAACAAUCAAGUAAAAACAUAGACAAGGACUUUCUUCAUCAAAGACUGCCAGUACUGCUUGUUAUUUUAUAUGUAUAAAGACCAGAUAUUUUUCUUUGGGUGUAUUAACCUGAAUACAAUACAGUUGAAGCAAAUAAAAACUUUUUCUGAAUUGAACAACUUAUUUAA
This is a messenger RNA of Rhopilema esculentum, 4964 nucleotides long. RefSeq lists its product as uncharacterized. Gene Ontology annotation, molecular function: RNA polymerase II cis-regulatory region sequence-specific DNA binding; DNA-binding transcription factor activity, RNA polymerase II-specific. The record is from RefSeq and is a predicted model, not a curated record. NCBI's taxonomy places the organism in Eukaryota, Metazoa, Cnidaria, Scyphozoa, Rhizostomeae, Rhizostomatidae. Gene Ontology annotation, biological process: regulation of transcription by RNA polymerase II.